GGUACCGCGUAUAUCCAGCUUGGGGGGAUGGGUACGCCGAGGUUAGCCGAGCUUUGGCCCUCGCUAGGUACUUCAAAAGACACCUCGUUACAUGGGACGGCGUGACUUGGUAUUGCCGCAUUUCAGUUCGUCGAAAACACUUUUUUAGUUAUCAAAAUUCACUUUUUUUCCAUAAAUCAGGAUAAAAUGUCUACGUUGUUCGUGGCAAAGAGGCAGGCCGCCAGGGCCGCAUCUCAGUUGAGAUGUUUUAGCUCAACACCCUCGCGCGGAGCUGCAGAGGUCAAGAAGCUCGGAGUUCUGGGCGCCGGACAGAUGGGACUGGGAAUCGCCCUUGUGGCUGCAAGAGUUGCACAGGUCCCCGUCACGCUCGUUGAUCCGAGUCAAGGGGCAUUGGACAAGGGGCUGUCUCUGGCAGACAAGCUCCUCUCCAAGGACCUUCAAAAGUCACGCAUCAGCCAGGAGGAUGCCGACGCCACGCGCGGGCGUCUGAGCCCUACCACGUCCAUGGACUCCCUGGCCGAUGUGGAUUUCGUGAUUGAGGCGGUGCCCGAGAUCCCCAACCUCAAGUACGAGAUAUUCAGCAAGCUGGCGCAGAUCUGCCCCAAGCACGCCAUCCUGGCGACCAACACGUCGUCAAUCUCCAUCACGCGCAUCGCGGCGGCCACCACCAAGGACGCAACCGACCUGUCGGCCAGCUCGCGGGUCGUGUCGACGCACUUUAUGAACCCUGUGCCCGUCAUGAAGGGCGUCGAGAUCAUCAGCGGCCUGCAGACGAGCCAGGAGACGCUGGACACGGCUGUGGCGUUCUGCAAGGCCAUGGGCAAGGUCCCCUCGACGUCGGCCGACUCCCCCGGCUUCCUGGCCAACCGGAUCCUGAUGCCGUACAUCAACGAGGCCGUCAUCUGCCUCGAGACAAAGGUCGGCGACCGCGACUCGAUCGACACCAUCAUGAAGACGGGCACCAACGUGCCCAUGGGCCCGCUCCAGCUGGCCGAUUUCAUCGGGCUCGACACCUGCCUCGCCAUCAUGAAGGUGCUGCACACGGAGACGGGCGACUCAAAGUACCGCCCCAGCGUGCUGCUGCAGAAGAUGGUGGACGCCGGGUGGCUUGGCAAGAAGAGUGGCAAGGGGUUUUAUGAUUACUAGGGAAAUAAAACAUGUGCCUAUAUAAGAUUUAGACUCUGUAUGAACAUGGACUCUUUUUUUCUCUGUUGUUUUCUUUGGCCAUUUGGAACUCAGGGUAUAUCCUUGAACAGCCGGUGAGAUUUGUCCACUUUGGGGUAUGAUUUUUGAAAUGGAGAAAUCUUUGCAAUCCUUCUCAUAAAAGCUCAUCAGCGAAGAUUCCUCCAGUUGGCUUGAACAAUCGCGAAAAGAAAAUUCAAGUAAAUAUGAUUCAUUGUGAGUUUCUGCACAUCUUUGCCUCUUGCAGUUCCG
Molecule: messenger RNA, 1434 nt
Organism: Pyricularia oryzae 70-15
Lineage: Eukaryota; Fungi; Ascomycota; Sordariomycetes; Magnaporthales; Pyriculariaceae
Product: 3-hydroxybutyryl-CoA dehydrogenase
Exons: 3
Coding region: 187-1146 (319 amino acids)
Biological process (GO): fatty acid metabolic process
Molecular function (GO): NAD+ binding; oxidoreductase activity, acting on the CH-OH group of donors, NAD or NADP as acceptor
Source: RefSeq, a predicted model, not a curated record